UAUGUCGACAAACCCUUAACAAUGGAGGGUCUGGAGGUGGAAUGGAGAAGAUCAGACUCAGAGACUCUGAUUCAUCUGUAUCAAGAUGCUGAAGAUGAGGGAGAAUACAGAUGUAAAGUUUUCAGUGGGCAGGAUUCUGGUGAAACUGUGGUCGAAAUAAAACGUGUUGAGCGUUUGAUAGUCUCGGGAUCAGAUCACUCCAUAUCUGCGUAUGCGGGUGAAGACGUCACUCUGAACUGCUCUGUGGACUCUCACAUCACACCUGAAGAGAUUGAAGAGCUUUCAUGGAAGAAAACAGAUAAAGAUGGAGAUAUUCUGGUCCUGCUCUACCAAAACAAUGAACCUUUACCCGAAUCAUCACAUGAGCAAUACAGAGACAGAGUUGAGUUCUUCACUGAUGAAAUCUCCAAAGGAAACUUCUCUCUCAGACUGAAGAGUGUCAGAACUGAAGAUAAAGGAGUUUAUAUGUGUCAAGUGUUUGCUGGAGGAGUUUCAGCCAACACAACUGUAGAACUGGAACAACUGGGUUUGUCUGUUUUACACAUAAUGGUGUUGAUUCUCUGUAUCACUGCUGCUGGAGCUGCACUUGUGCUCUGUUUAAUCUACUUCACAUCGCAGAAAAAAGGGUUCAUUGUGAAAUAUCGGGAUCUCAGAAAAGUUCCUCUGGGACGUCCAGUGGUUCUGCCCUGUUUCAUUGAUCCUCAUUUACUGAAGAAAGAUCUGAAGGUGGAAUGGAGAAGAUCAGGAGAUAAAUCAGAUUUAGUUUGUCAGUAUCCAGAUAAUAAGAGUCGACCAGAGGACCAGCAGCAGGAUUAUCAUGAUAGAGCUCAUUUCUUUACUGACCAGAUUCAACAUGGAAACUUCUCCCUCCUGUUGAACAAUGUGAGAUAUAAAGAUAAAGGAGAAUACAGAUGCACCGGUUACAGCAAAUGGGGUUCUGUGUUUUCAGGCAGUGCAACGUUAAAAGACAAAGGUUCAUUUGCCGUGGUUGAACACACUUGUGAACUGGUUGUUCCUCUGGGAGGUUCAGUGGUUUUGCCCUGUUUAGUUGGUGAACCCUUACCAAUGGAGGAUCUGAAGGUGGAAUGGAGAAGAUCAGGAGAUAAAUCAGAUUUAGUUUGUCAGUAUCCAGAUAAUAAGAGUCGACCAGAGGACCAGCAGCAGGAUUAUCAUGAUAGAGCUCAUUUCUUUACUGACCAGAUUCAACAUGGAAACUUCUCCCUCCUGUUGAACAAUGUGACAGCUGAAGAUGAGGGAAAAUAUGAAUGUAAAGUUUUCAGACAACAGAGAAGUUUGUUUUCCGUCAGCACAGAUUUGGUACCGAGACUACUUGAUUCAGUCCUCCGUCUUCACGUGUUUCUGGCCUUUUGUCCAAAUAUCAUCAUGUUUUGUGCUUUUGUGUUCUGGGGUGUUUCUGAAGGAUCUGUGAACGAGACAGUUUGUUGUUGUGCUCUUUAUAUUGUGAGACCUCUAAUGUUGCUCUGGGCCGCUCCAUAUGUUACAGACUUCACAGGUCACAUUAAUAAACUGAUUUUGCGUCACAGUUAUGUUGCAGAAUAUGUUUUUCUCUCAGCUGUUAUUUAUUCAGCUCUUUUAAAAUCUUCCUUUGGAAAACUUCUGAAUUAUGCUGAGACUGAGAGAGUCAUAAUAUCAGUCUUCUUUGGGAUAAUGUUUCUGUACUGCCUCUGUAAAAUCAUUUACAUUUUAGUUGCAAAGAUUGGACAGAAAAGUGGACGGAUAAUUGACAUAUUUGACGUUGUGUCUGAUAUGAUCUUUGAGUUUCUGCCAAUAUUACAAUUCAUUCUUCUGUUCUACAUGUUUGGAUCAGGCAGAGCCGGACUUUUCAUUGUUGUGCUUUUACCAGUGAUGCUAACAAUGACAAAUGACACAAUGUUUGAUAGAUGCUUCAUCAGGCUCGACUUUUCAAUUUCAGUCAUCAGAACAGUGCAGUUAAUAUUAAUGUUUGUGAUGAAUGCAGCGAUGAUGGGUUUUCUCAUCAUGACACUGGAAACUGAAACAGAUCCUAUUGGAUGGGCCUGUGUGAUUGUGUUUCUGCAAAUACUCUGGACAGUUACGAAGAUGACAGAUAGCUAUUUUUCAAUUUCUCGGGGUUUUCAUCGUUAUGUGUCUGUGUAUCUGUUUGGAUCAGUUGGUGUUGUUUUAAUAAGCCUGUUGCUCUGAUGACAGAACUGAUACUGAAAACAGUUAAUGGUGAACGUGCUGUGAUGGAUCUGAGAUUCGUUCUGUUUCCCUCUGAAACUCUCUUUGUCAUGUCUCUGCUGAUUUUAGCAAUGUUUCCAUCCAUGAUUCCCAAAAUAUUAAAGUGUCUGCAGUCUUGUCA
Molecule: messenger RNA, 2341 nt
Organism: Xyrauchen texanus (razorback sucker)
Lineage: Eukaryota; Metazoa; Chordata; Actinopteri; Cypriniformes; Catostomidae
Exons: 17
Coding region: 22-2181 (719 amino acids)
Biological process (GO): positive regulation of T cell proliferation; cellular response to lipopolysaccharide; immune response
Cellular component (GO): external side of plasma membrane
Source: RefSeq, a predicted model, not a curated record